Molecule: messenger RNA, 2679 nt
Organism: Phasianus colchicus (ring-necked pheasant)
Lineage: Eukaryota; Metazoa; Chordata; Aves; Galliformes; Phasianidae
Source: RefSeq, a predicted model, not a curated record
CAGUUCCCGCGGCAGAGGCAGCGGCGGCGGUCGGUGGAGCCGUGCGUGCAGUGCCGGGCGUUGGCUGCGGGCGCCGCUGUUCACCGUGGAGGAGAGGAAGGAGCCGAGCGCUGCAGGCAGCCCCGCCCGCUGCGGCCCGGCUCGCUCGCUCGCUCUGUCUCUGUGUCGCCGUCCGGGCGGGCUGCGAGUGUCCCCGCGGAGCGGAGCGGUGCUGCAGCGAGGCGGAGGGGCGGCGGGUGAGGUCGGCAGCGGACGCCGAGACGGAGCCGGAGAAGAAGCGGAAAGAGAGAAGAGGAAGCAGAGAUCGGAGGGGGAGCGGCGCGGCAGCGGCGAGCGUGAGGUGUCGGUGGGGCCGUGCGGGAGAUGUGCUUGGCGAGAGAAGGGCGCUGGGGCCGGAGGCAGCGGGCGCUGCUGUGCUGCGUGUUGUUGGCGGCGUGGGAGGCGGCGUGGGGGCAGCUGCGCUACUCGGUGCCCGAGGAGCUGCCCAAGGCCUCGUUCGUGGGCGACGUGGCCAAGGACCUGGCGUUGGAGUUGGCGGCGCUGGGCGCCCGCGGCGCCCGAGUGGUGUCCCAAGGCAGGGCGCAGUAUUUCGCUCUGCAUGCGAGCAGCGGCCACUUGGUGACGGCCGAGAGGAUCGACAGGGAGCAGCUGUGCGAGAGCGAAUCCGAAUGCGUGCUGCGCUGUGAGCUGAUCGUGGAGGGCGAGAUGAAGGUUUAUGCAAUCGAAGUGGAAAUCACGGAUAUUAACGACAAUGCGCCCAGCUUCCGAGAGGGAGUAAUUGAACUGAAAAUGAAUGAGGUGACAGCACCGGGGUCACGAUUACUUGUGCCCGAGGCUCACGACCCGGACGUGGGUGUGAAUUCCCUGCAGAGCUACGCGCUGAGCGGCGACGAGCACUUCUCGCUGUCGGUGCAGGCGGGAGCCAACGGCGAGAAGCGUCCCGAGCUGGUGCUGGCCAAGGCGCUGGACCGGGAGGAGGCGGCGUUUCACGAGCUGCUGCUGAGGGCGAGCGACGGCGGCGAGCCGGCGCGGACGGGCACGGCGCGCAUCCGCGUGGCUGUGCUGGACGCCAACGACAACGCGCCCGCGUUCAGCCAGGCGGUGUACACGGUGCGAGUGCCCGAGGACGUGCCCGUGGGCUCCACGCUGCUCAGCGUCACCGCCACCGACCCUGACGACGGAACCAACGGAGACGUGAAGUAUUCGCUGAAUAAAAUUACUCAGAAAGCCUCGAAGAUAUUCCAUCUGGAGCAAGAUACUGGAGCGAUCAAGCUGGUGAGGAAUCUUGAUUUCGAGGAAUGGAACUCGUAUGAAUUGGAGUUACAGAACCGGGAAAAAAGGAAUGCAAGAGAAUAUUACGAAAUUGCUGAGGGAGUGCAACGUGCGGCGGUUGUGAGGUGGCGGCGGUUCCUGCGGCAGAGGCAGCGGCGGCGGUCGGUGGAGCCGUGCGUGCAGUGCCGGGCGUUGGCUGCGGGCGCCGCUGUUCACCGUGGAGGAGAGGAAGGAGCCGAGCGCUGCAGGCAGCCCCGCCCGCUGCGGCCCGGCUCGCUCGCUCGCUCUGUCUCUGUGUCGCCGUCCGGGCGGGCUGCGAGCGGCCCCGCGGUGCAGAGCGGUGCUGCAGUGAGGCGGAGGGGCGGCGGGAGAGGUGUCGGCGGAGCCGUGCGGGAGAUGUGCUUGGCGAGAGAAGGGCGCUGGGGCCGGAGGCAGCGGGCGCUGCUGUGCUGCGUGUUGGUGGCGGCGUGGGAGGCGGCGUGGGGGCAGCUGCGCUACUCGGUGCCCGAGGAGCUGCCCAAGGGCUCGUUCGUGGGCGACGUGGCCAAGGACCUGGCGCUGGAGUUGUCGGCGCUGGGCGCCCGCGGCGCCCGAGUGGUGUCCCAAGGCAGGGCGCAGUAUUUCGCUCUGCAUGCGAGCAGCGGCCACUUGGUGACGGCCGAGAGGAUCGACAGGGAGCAGCUGUGCGAGAGCAAACCACAAUGCGUGCUGCGCUGUGAGCUGAUCGUGGAGGGCGAGAUGAAGGUUUAUGCAAUCGAAGUGGAAAUCACGGACAUCAACGACAACGCGCCGAGUUUCAAAGAGUUGCAGGUGGAGGAGAGAAUGAAUGAGAUGACAGCCCCUGGAACACGAUUUCCCCUGAGUAAAGCCUACGACCCGGACGUGGGUGUGAAUUCCCUGCAGAGCUACGAGCUGAGCGGCGACGAGCACUUCUCGCUGUCGGUGCAGGCGGGAGCCGACGGCGAGAAGCGUCCCGAGCUGGUGCUGGCCAAGGCGCUGGACCGGGAGGAGGCGGCGUUUCACGAGCUGCUGCUGAGGGCGAGCGACGGCGGCGAGCCGGCGCGGACGGGCACGGCGCGCAUCCGCGUGGCUGUGCUGGACGCCAACGACAACGCGCCCGCGUUCAGCCAGGCGGUGUACACGGUGCGAGUGCCCGAGGACGUGCCCGUGGGCUCCACGCUGCUCAGCGUCACCGCCACCGACCCUGACGACGGAACCAAUGGAGACGUGAAAUAUUCGAUAAAGAUUGCUACAGAAAUGGCACUGGAAAUCUUCCACCUGGAAACGGACACAGGAGCGAUCAGGCUGGUGACGAACCUGGAUUACGAGAAAGGAGACUCUUACGAGAUUCUCGUUCAGGCUCACGACGGCGGUGCCCUAUCGGACACGGCGAAGGUGUCGAUCUCG